Messenger RNA from Sarcophilus harrisii (Tasmanian devil), 3316 nucleotides. It is a transcript of the gene LIMK2, whose product is annotated as LIM domain kinase 2. The coding region runs from base 308 to 2161 and encodes 617 amino acids. Lineage: Eukaryota; Metazoa; Chordata; Mammalia; Dasyuromorphia; Dasyuridae. The transcript is spliced from 15 exons. Gene Ontology annotation, biological process: protein phosphorylation; actin cytoskeleton organization. Gene Ontology annotation, cellular component: nucleus; cytoplasm. The record is from RefSeq and is a predicted model, not a curated record. Gene Ontology annotation, molecular function: protein binding; protein serine/threonine kinase activity; ATP binding.
CCUUCCAGCCCAGCCUGGGAUCGGCCUCCCGGGCCACGCCUACUGGGAGCAACCCCGCCCCUUCCUCCGCCCGCCCCUCCCUCCUGGAUUCUGGGGGCGGGGCCGAGGAGAAGGCUCCCUUGACAGCCAGCCCCUGCCCAGGAGAGAAUGCCCUGCAGCUCCCGGGGGCCCGCUGCCUCCGCGUAGGGUCAUGAGCCCCGAGCCGGGCGGCCCGGAGCCCUGGUCGUGCCCCAGCCCCGGAGGCGCGGGCCCGGCCAUGUAGCCGCCCCGGGCCGGUCGGCCGAGCCUGCGGAGCGAGUGCUCGGCCAUGGGAGCCUACUGGUCCGUGCCGGCGUACUUCACUUCCAGAGACCCUUUCCGGUGCUCAGAAUGCCAGGACCCUCUGACCAACUGGUACUACGAGAAGGACGGGAAGCUUUAUUGCCACAAGGAUUACUGGGGGAAGUUUGGGGAGUUCUGCCAUGGCUGCUCGCUGCUCAUGACCGGGCCUGUCAUGGUAGCCGGAGAGUACAAGUAUCACCCAGAAUGCUUUGCCUGCAUGAGCUGCAAGGUGAUCCUUGAAGAUGGAGAUGCCUACGCCCUGGUUCAGCAUUCCACUCUGUACUGUGGGAAGUGCUACAAUGAGGUGGUGCUCACGCCCAUGUUUGAGAGGCUGUCCACGGAGUCUGCCCAGGACCAGCUGCCUUACUCCGUCACGCUCAUCUCCAUGCCCGCCACUACCGAAGGCAAGAGAGGCUUUUCCGUGGCCAUUGACAGUGCCCGCUCCGACUACGCCACCACCGUCCAAGUGAAAGAGGUCAGCCGGCUGCACAUCAGCCCCGACAUCCGGAAUGCCAUCCACCCUGGGGACCGGAUUCUGGAAAUCAAUGGCACCCCGGUCCGAACACUGCGGGUAGAGGAGGUAGAGGACGUGAUCGCCAGGACCAGCCAGACCCUGCAGCUCUUGAUUGAGCACGACCCUGUGUCCCAGCGCCUGGAUCACCUGCGGCUAGACUCCCGGCUUCCCCCCCACCUGAAGCCUGUUGGGGCCCCUCAUGCCCAGAACACUCUGGAGGUGAAGGAGAACCUGGAUGGGACCCUGCGGAGGCGCUCUCUCAGGCGCAGCAACAGCAUCUCCAAGUCUCCGGGUCCCUGCUCCCCCAAGGAGCCGCUGCUGCUCAGCCGGGACAUCAGCCGCUCCGAAUCCCUACGCUGCUCCAGCAGCUGCUCCCAGCAGAUCUUCCGGCCCUGCGACCUGACCCAUGGGGAGGUCCUGGGGAAGGGCUUCUUCGGACAGGCCAUCAAGGUGACACACAAGGCCACCGGCAAGGUCAUGGUUAUGAAGGAGUUAAUCCGCUGCGAUGAGGAGACCCAGAAGACCUUCCUAACAGAGGUGAAAGUUAUGAGGAGCCUGGACCAUCCCAACGUACUCAAGUUUAUCGGGGUCCUCUACAAGGACAGGAAGCUGAACCUGCUGACAGAGUACAUCGAGGGGGGCACCCUGAAGGACUUCCUGCGCAGCGUGGACCCAUUUCCCUGGCAACAGAAGGUCAGCUUUGCCAAAGGAAUUGCUUCUGGGAUGGCCUAUCUGCAUUCCAUGUGCAUCAUUCACCGGGACCUGAACUCCCACAACUGUCUCAUCAAGCUGGACAAGACUGUCGUGGUGGCCGACUUCGGCCUCUCGAGGCUCAUUGUGGAGGAGAGGAAGAAGCCGUCCUCAGAGAAGGCUUCCACCAAGAAGCGCACCCUGCGCAAGAGUGACCGCAAGAAGCGCUACACGGUGGUGGGGAACCCCUACUGGAUGGCCCCCGAGAUGCUCAACGGGAAAAGCUACGAUGAGACUGUGGAUGUCUUCUCCUUCGGAAUUGUUCUCUGUGAGAUCAUUGGGCAGGUGUACGCCGACCCCGACUGUCUCCCCCGCACACUGGACUUUGGGCUCAACGUGAAACUUUUCUGGGAGAAGUUUGUUCCCACAGACUGUCCCCCCGCUUUCUUUCCACUUGCCGCCAUCUGCUGCAAACUGGAGCCUGAGAGCAGACCCCCGUUCUCAAAACUGGAAGAUUCCUUUGAAGCACUUUCCCUGUACCUGGGAGAGCUGGGCAUCCCCCUGCCCUCGGAGCUGGAGGAGCUGGACCACGAGGUGAGCGUGCAGUACGGCCUGAGCCGAGACUCCCUCUCCUAAGCUCCCCCGGCCGCCGGCUGGGGGCCCAGAGCAGCUGGCACCCCGGCCCCGUGCAGGGCACGGCGGGCACAGCACUGCCCAUCCCGGGGCAGACCCGGCCCCCGUGUGGCCCAGCUGAGGUUUCCUGCGGAUCCGGAGCGCCUUAAAUGUGCCCAACACUACUGCUCGGAGACACAUCUCUGGGGCACACAGGGGGCCCUCGCCGUCUCCAAACUCAACCCUCAAGUGCAAGCUGUGAAGAAAGGCCCGUGGGAGAGCCCAGGACUCGUGGGAACCGCCUCUGGGACCGAGAAGCCUGCCGCCGCCCCCAGGGCCUCCCAGCUGCCCCUUGGGAGUCCCGGCCUGGGCCUGUCGGUGCCUCUGCUGGGGAGGACAUGUGGGAGAGAGCACAGCAAGCCAUGGCGCUGCCCUGCCCGUGCCUCCCCUCCAGGGACCUCUCGGAUUGGGGGAAGGACUUCUCUCUGCUAGAAUACCCAGGCCUCCCCCUGCCACGGCCCCUUCCCCAGGGCAGGCUCUGCCUCGUGGCGUGGGUGCCCAGCGGGGCCCGCCACUAGCAGGCCUGGGAGACCCGAGCCCGGGUGGACACCUGUGGGUGAGCGCAGUGACUGCUGGGGACAUGUUCUUCAGUGCCCGGGGUGGGUGAGCUUCUCUGCUGAGGGAGGAGACGUCCCCACCUGAAGCUCAGUGAGGGAAAUGAGCCCCCUUAGGCAGGCCCACCCCGGGGGACGCUGGCCAAGGCUGCUGCAGCUGGAUUCCCUUCUGGGGCGAACCUGCAGGCAGACACCUUCCCGAACAGCCGGGGGACCGGGGCUGGGGCCACUGAGAUGGGGCUCAGGGGAGGGGAGGCUGUCCAUAUUCCUGCGUCAGCUCCACCAUCAGAAACGUUUGUGGUCAUCGGCCUGUGGACCUGGCCGCCACGUCGCUCGACUAAAGUUUACUUUUCUUUUAACGAGCCGGGGAUCGGCCGGAGGCCCCCAGGGACUCCUGGGGGCAGGAUGUGGUGGGCCAGGGGGAGGGCCGUGGGAAAGUCACUCAGGUGGGAGAGGAGACUGCACUGUGCUCCCCCCGGAGAGCAGGAAGGGUUCUUUGGGCACCUGGGGAGGGACGGCCCUGCCCGGCCUGGGCUUGACUUGGGUAAAUAAAGCAAGAAAUGGA